UUUGCUGUGUCUCUCUGCAACUUUUCACAACGCUUAAAUGUUUUGGUUGUGUUACUGUGAUUCUUUAUUCAUUUUCUGCAAGUGAGCUCCCAAAUUCUGUUAUUUCUUGAAAUUCAUUGAGUUUGGAGAGUUGGGUUUGUGUUUUUCCUCAUGGGUACUGCUUCUGCGGGGUACCCAUCUGGAAUUACUUCCCAUUACCGUGGAAAGUUUGGGGCUUUUCCUCAAAAAGUCGAAUUCAUUGGCUCUAAUUUUCCACUUCAUGUGGAAUUUCCAAGAAGUAACUUGUACCCAAGUUCUGUUUCCACCACGACAUCCAAGGAAAUAGUGUGUCCAAAAUGUUCUCUGCCUGAUAGUGGUGAAUUUUUCUCAGAAGAAGUCUCGACACCCAUUCUUGAUUCGGUUGAAAAUCCUAUCCACCUGAAGAACUUGUCUCUUAAAGAACUGAAACAGUUAUCUGAUGAAAUCCGUUCAGAGUUGUCAUCAAUAAUGUCAAAAACAAGAAAGUCUUUUAAAGCUAGCUUGGGAGUAGUAGAGUUGACAGUGGCCAUGCACCAUGUUUUCCAUGCUCCUGUGGACAAGAUACUGUGGGAUGUUGUAGAACAAACCUACGCUCACAAAAUUCUAACAGGAAGACGGGACCUCAUACAUACAGUGCGACGAAAUAAUGGUCUUUCUGGUUCUACAUCUCAAUCCGAAAGUGAAUAUGAUCCAUUUGGGGCAGGGCAUGGGUGCAGCAGUGUUUCUGCUGGACUUGGCAUGGCAAUUGCACGGGAUAUUAAAGGAAAGCGGGAACGUAUUGUCACAGUCAUCAGCAAUGGGUCAACAGUAGCUGGUCAGGUCUAUGAGGCAAUGGGUAAUGCAGGGUAUUUGGACUCAAAUAUGGUAGUUAUUUUAAAUGACAGCAGGCACUCUUUACACCCAAUGAUUGAGGAGGGCCCCAAGACAACCAUUAAUGCUCUGUCUAGUACCCUAAGCAAGCUCCAGUCAAGUAAAUCAUUUCGGAAGUUUAGAGAAGUUGCUAAGGGUGUUACUAAAAGAAUUGGUGGAGGUAUGCAUGAAUUGGCAGCUAAAGUUGAUGAGUAUGCACGUGGUAUGGUCGGUCCACUAGGAUCAACUCUUUUUGAAGAGCUUGGAUUGUAUUACAUUGGCCCUGUUGAUGGACACAACAUUGAAGACCUGAUUUGCGUUCUACAGCAAGUGGCAUCACUGAAUUCAAUGGGUCCUGUUUUGGUCCAUGUGAUAACAGAAGAAAAUCAGGGACUGGAAAACAACCCGAAGAGUGGGGUGGCAUACAGGCAGCAGGAAGGUUUGAGUAAUUCUGAUGAUUUACCGUCCAAAGCUCGCCCUAGAACUUAUAGUGACUGCUUUAUGGAGGCUUUGGUUAUGGAGGCAGAGAACCUAUUCCGUGAAAGAUUUCCUGACAAAUUUUUUGAUGUGGGAAUGGCUGAGCAACAUGCAGUUACUUUUUCUGCUGGUUUGUCACGUGGAGGAUUAAAGCCAUUUUGCAUAAUUCCUUCUGCAUUUCUACAGAGAGCUUAUGAUCAGGUGGUUCAUGAUGUAGAUCGGCAAAGAAUUCCAGUGCGUUUUGUCAUUACAAGUGCAGGAUUGGUUGGAUCUGAUGGUCCCUUGCAGUGUGGGGCAUUCGAUAUAACAUUUAUGUCAUGCUUACCAAAUAUGAUUGUCAUGGCACCGUCCAACGAGCUUGAGCUUGCCAACAUGGUGGCCACUGCAGCCUACAUUGAUGAUCGUCCAGUUUGCUUCCGAUAUCCUAGGGGAGCCGUAGUUGGGAUGGAACAUUCUAUGUGCAGUGGGACCCCCAUUGAGAUUGGAAAGGGGAAAAUUCUCACAGAGGGUAAAGAUGUGGCAUUGCUUGGAUAUGGAUCAAUGGUUCGGAACUGCCUUAAGGCUCGGUCUCUUCUUUCAAAGCUUGGCAUUGAGGUAACAGUUGCAGAUGCAAGGUUCUGCAAGCCCUUAGACAUCAACCUUCUUAGGCAGCUUUGUCGGAACCACUCAUUUCUAAUCACGGUCGAGGAAGGCUCUAUUGGAGGAUUUGGAUCCCAUGUUGCGCAGUUCUUUGCACUUGAUGGACAGCUUGAUGGAAGCAUUAAGUGGCGACCAAUUGUUUUACCGGACAACUACAUUGAGCAUGCAUCCCCAAACGAACAGCUAGCUAUUGCUGGGCUGACUGGACAUCACAUAGCUGCAACAGCGUUAAGUCUGCUUGGCCGAAAUCGUGAAGCCCUCCACUUAAUGUGCUAAGCACCUGCACUUCUCUACCAUUUGCAUUGAGAUUUUGCUGGUUAGCCGAAGAAAGGGAAAGACAGAUAGAAGCUCAAGCAGCCAUAGUUCUACCAAUGUUUAGGAAAUUUUUUCCCGUACCUAUUUGUAUAUAAGUGCUUCUCACAAGUUUAUGAUAUAAUUGUACAGCGGCAAUGUCACAAUGGAAAUGCAUGUUUGCUGAUAUGCAUUAAGAGUUAUACUCUACAGCCCAACUAAAUAUUUAAGAAAUUUAAUAUCAUGCUCUCAGAUCUACUGUAA
Molecule: messenger RNA, 2538 nt
Organism: Prunus mume (Japanese apricot)
Lineage: Eukaryota; Viridiplantae; Streptophyta; Magnoliopsida; Rosales; Rosaceae
Gene: DXPS3
Product: 1-deoxy-D-xylulose 5-phosphate synthase 3
Biological process (GO): terpenoid biosynthetic process
Molecular function (GO): 1-deoxy-D-xylulose-5-phosphate synthase activity
Source: RefSeq, a predicted model, not a curated record